Molecule: messenger RNA, 2611 nt
Organism: Candoia aspera
Lineage: Eukaryota; Metazoa; Chordata; Lepidosauria; Squamata; Candoiidae
Product: zinc finger protein 883-like
Exons: 3
Coding region: 453-2426 (657 amino acids)
Source: RefSeq, a predicted model, not a curated record
UUUGAAUCGGGGGGGGGGGCUCUUCUGUCCUUCUACAUCUCCAAAUAAGGUUGCUUUUUCAAUGAAGGGAAAUCUUUGGAUUUCUUUCUGCAUCUCAGCAGAGAGAAUAAAUGAACUCCCAAGAGGCAGAAGGAAAGGCCCCGUGAAAUGCUCCAUCUUGGGGCACUCCUAAGGUUGCUCCGUCAGUAACACAUUUCUCCUUGUGGAGAUUAUUCUACCAGCCCUUCUGAUCAUUUCCUGGGGAAUUUUCUCUGGUGCUGUUUCAGGUCCAGGAGCCUUUGUGUUAAGCUGCUCUUUGGGGGCAUCGCUCGGGAGGAUCAUCUCAGAAGAGAUCAGCAGGAUUCAGUACCGCUUGAGGAUGUAGCUGUAUUUUUGUCUUUGGAGGGAUGGGGUCUGCUAGAUUUUGAGCGAAAAGCCCUGUAUCGAGAGGUCGUGGUGGAAAUGCAAGGAAUAUGGUCUCCUUAGGUGAUAGAUGGGAGAUGGAGGAUUCCGGCCAAGAGGCGGCAGCACCUUUGCCAACAGCCGGAAAGGAGGUUGCGGAAAGGAUGUUUGGAAAGCAAAGUCCUGAGGAAAACCAGUUAAAGGAGGAACUGGGGAAAUGCUGUACUUUACCAUGUGCAGAUAUCAAUGUCUUCUUGGCCAGAGAGGAUCACCAAGAAAAAGGAGCGUGUCCAGGGUGUGGAAAAAUACUCAGAGAGGAAUCGGGAUUAUGCGACUGUUGCAGAAGCCACUCUGCAGAGAAACAAACUGAAAGCGGGAAAUGCUCCAGAAGGACCUUUCCUCUUACUUUACGUCAGGGGCUACAAGAAGGAGGGAAACCGUAUAAAUGCACGGAGUGUGCAGAAGGCUUCAGUACAAGUGGUUCCCUUACGUCUCAUAAAAAGAUUCACAAAGCAGGGGAGCCAUACAAAUGCCUGGAAUGUGGGAAGAACUUCAGUCAGAAAAGUCACUUUAACUCACAUAGGAGGGUCCACAAAGGGAAGGAGCAGUAUCAGUGCAUCAAGUGUGGAAAGAGCUUCAGAAGCAGUGGCUCCCUUAUUUCCCAUCAAAGCAUCCACAGCGAGGCGAAGUUAUCUCCAUGCAGGGAGGGUAGAAAGAGGCUUACUCAGAGCAAUGGACUGAAUUCCCAGAGAAAAAGCCACACUGGGAAUAAAUCAUGUAAGUGCCUGGAGUGUGGGAAGAGCUUCAGCCAUGGAAGUAAGCUAACUUACCAUAAUAGGAUCCAUACGGGGGAAAAGCCAUAUCAAUGUAUGGUAUGUGGAAAGAGCUUCAGUCAAAAAGGUAAUUUCAAUUUGCAUAAGAGGGUCCACACAGGAGAGGAGCCAUAUAAAUGCAUGGAGUGUGGAAAGUGCUUCAGGAUGCCUGGUUCCCUUACUUGCCAUAAGAGGAUUCACACGGGGGAGAAACCAUAUGAAUGCCUGGAGUGUGGAAAGAGCUUUAGUAGAAGCAGUACCCUAACUUUCCAUACCAGGAUCCAUAAAGGGGAGAAACCAUAUAAAUGCCUGCAGUGUGGAAAAUGCUUCAGUCAAAAAGUUCAUCUUAAUUCACAUGAGAGGACCCACACAGGAGAAAAACCGUAUAAAUGCCCAGAGUGUGGGAAAUGCUUCGGUAAUGCACGUAACCUUAUUUUUCAUCACAGAAUUCACACAGGGGAGAAACCAUAUGAAUGCCUGGAAUGUGGAAAGUGCUUCAGGCACUCCAGUUCCUUUUUUUCCCAUAACAGAAUCCACACUGGGGAGAAACCAUAUAAAUGCCUGGAGUGUGGAAAGAACUUCCAUAAGAACAGUCACCUUACUUCCCAUCAAAGGAUUCACACUGGUGAGAAGCCAUAUCAAUGCAUGGAGUGUGGAAAGAGCUUCAGUCAAACAAGUCACCUUAAUACCCAUAAAAGGAUCCACACAGGGGAAAAGCCGUAUAAAUGCACUGAGUGUGGAAAACACUUCACUGAAUCAGGUGCCCUCACUAAGCAUAAAAGGAUCCACACUGGGGAGAAACCAUAUGAAUGCACAGUGUGUGGAAAGUGCUUCAGUCAAAAAACUGAUUAUACUGUACAUAACAGAAUCCACACUGGGGAGAAACCGUAUCAAUGCAUGGAGUGUGGAAAGAGCUUCAGUGACUCUCGUGAGCUGACUUCCCAUAAAAGGAUCCACACUGGGGAGAAACCAUAUAAAUGUGCAGUGUGUGGAAAGAGCUGUAGGACAUCCAGUGACCUUACUCGCCACAAGCGGACCCACACGGGGGAGAAGCCAUUUCAGUGCAGUGAGUGUGGAAAGUGCUUUGGUCAUAAUAGUGCACUUUUUUCCCAUAGAAGGAUUCACUCAGGAGAGAAACCUUUUAAGUGCAUGGAGUGUGGAAAGUGCUAUAGUCAUAGCAGUCAUCUUAAUUCACAUAUGAGGAUCCACACAGGUGAGAAACCACGUAAAUGAAUUGAAGGUCGAAAUGCAUUUCGUCACAAUCAGUCACACAGUAUCCGUAGGAGGAUUCACUCAGAGAUGAAACCAAGAAAUGCAUCAGGUGUGGAAAGAGAUUUAUUCAAAAUAUUUCCCUUAUUUUUCCUGUAAAAGGAUAUGCUCACUGGAGAAACCCCGUAAAUGUCUCAAGGUUGUAAAGU